AACAAGAUGCCUCUCCGACUUGAUGUAAAAAGAAAGCUUCUGGCUCGUUCGGACCGCGUGAAAUGUGUCGACUUGCAUCCAGUCGAAACAUGGCUUCUAGCUGCUCUUUACAAUGGAAAUGUUCACAUCUGGAAUUACGAAACACAAACGCUUGUAAAGUCAUUUGAAGUGUGUGACGUACCAGUUCGUGCAGCGAAGUUCGUUCCAAGAAAGAGCUGGGUUGUCACGGGAUCUGACGAUAUGCAUAUUAGAGUUUUCAACUACAACACAUUGGAACGAGUUCAUCAAUUCGAAGCACAUUCUGAUUAUCUCCGAUCGCUCGUUGUUCAUCCAACACUUCCCUACGUCAUUUCAUCAUCCGACGACAUGCUUGUUAAAAUGUGGGAUUGGGAUAACAAAUGGGCAAUGAAACAGUCAUUCGAAGGGCAUACUCAUUAUGUCAUGCAGAUUGCCAUCAAUCCAAAAGAUAAUAACACUUUUGCAACUGCUUCUCUUGACAAAACUGUCAAAGUAUGGCAGUUCGGAUCGAAUGUUCCGAAUUUCACUUUGGAAGGACACGAGAAAGGAGUCAACUGUGUCGAUUACUAUCAUGGUGGAGAGAAACCAUACAUUAUUUCUGGAGCUGAUGACCAUCUGGUCAAGAUUUGGGAUUACCAAAAUAAAACGUGUGUGCAAACGCUCGAUGGACAUGCGCAAAAUGUGUCUUCAGUUUGUUUCCACCCAGAACUGCCAUUGAUAAUCACAGGAUCCGAAGACUCCACUGUUAGAUUGUGGCAUGCAAACACCUACAGACUGGAAACAACCUUGAAUUAUGGGUUGGAACGUGUUUGGUGCAUCCAAGCUCAAAAAGGAGCCAACACUAUUGCCAUCGGAUACGACGAAGGUUCCGUCACGUUGAAAUUAGGCCGAGAAGAACCAGCAGUCAGUAUGGAUUCGUCUGGAAAGAUUUUGUGGGCAAAGCACUCCGAAAUUCAGCAAGCUAACCUGAAGACAAUCUCAACUGAAGAGUCGGAAGCCAUUCAAGAUGGAGAACGUCUGCCGCUUUCUGUAAAAGAUCUCGGAUCUUCUGAAAUCUAUCCACAAACCCUUGCUCAUUCAUCUAAUGGACGUUUUGUUGUCGCUUGUGGUGACGGAGAAUACAUUGUUUAUACUGCAAUGGCUCUCAGAAACAAGGAUUUCGGACAAGGACUCGAGUUUGUCUGGGCUGUUGAUCCAAAUAUGUUUGCUGUCCGUGAAUCUGCCACCAAUGUGAAGAUAAAGAAGAACUUCAAGGAUCACAAGUCAAUUCGUUCAGAUAUGGUACUUGAGGGAAUUUCUGGUGGACCACUUCUUGCCUUGAGAUCGAACAACUCUUUGUGCUUCUUUGAUUGGGAAUCAGCCGUUCUUGUUCGUCGUAUCGAAAUUACUUCCAAGAGCAUCUAUUGGAGUGACAACGGAGAGAUGGUCGCAAUUUGUGGAGAUGAUUCAUUCUACGUUCUCAAGUACAGUGCUGAAGCAGUUGCCAAUGCAACAGAAGUGACCGAAGACGGUAUUGAAGACGCGUUUGAGGUUAUUGGAGAACAGGCAGAAGCUGUGAAGACGGGAUUCUGGAUCGGGGACUGCUUUAUUUUCACCACUGCACUCAAUAGAAUCAACUAUUAUGUCGGUGGAGAAAUUGUCACUAUUGCUCAUGUUGAUAGACCACUUUAUUUGUUGGGAUACAUGGCUAAGGAAUCUCGAGUCUAUGCCGUCGAUAAGGAUCUCAACGUGAUCUCAUACAAACUUCUUCUAUCUGUUCUUGAAUAUCAAACUGCUGUAAUGCGCCGUGACUUCGAUACUGCUGACAAGGUACUUACUACAAUUCCAAAAGAGCAGAGAACUCGUGUUGCUCAUUUCCUCGAAAAGCAAGGAUUCAAGAAGCAGGCUCUUGCGGUCUCUCAAGACCCUGAUCACAAAUUCGAUCUCUCGGUAGCUCUUGGAGAUUUGAAGACUGCCUACGAUUUGGCACUGCAAAGCGAUUCAGAAGAGAAAUGGAAGGCUCUCAGCAACGCCGCCACUCUUAAGUCGGAACUUCUUCUUGCUGGUGAAUGUCUUGGAAGAGCUCGCGAUUUCGGAGGUCUAAUGCUUCUUGCAACGUGUGCCGGAUCAGCUCCUCUUCUUCAGAAACUUGCGGAUGACUCUGCUGCUGCCGAAAGCCACAAUAUCAGCUUCCUCAGUAGUUUGCUUCUUGGAGAUAUUGAUGCUUGUCUAGACAAACUUAUUUCGACUGGUCGCCUCCCAGAAGCAGCGUUCCUUGCUCGAACACAUGCGCCGUCUCGAGUUUCAUCUAUUCUUGAAUUGUGGAAAGCCAAGGCUUCGGGACACAGCGAAAAGAGUAGCAGAAAGAUUGGAGAAUCUCUUGCCGAUCCAGUGAAGUAUGAAAACUUGUUCCCUGGAUUUACCCAAUCACUGAAAGCAGAAUCUUUCGUUCGUGAGAUCUCCAAGAUUCCAGUCCCAGCAUCCGUUCGAGUGCCAUCAGCUGCUACCCGGAAUAUUCAAGAGGAAUUGGAUGAAGCUGUUGCUUCGGGAGCAGUUUCUUUUACUGAUGAUGGCCAAGCAGUACUUAAGAAUGCCCCAAGACAAACCGAGACACAAUUGAAAGCUCCACCUCCUCCAUCAGUUGCACGUCAACCCUCGCCUGUACGCCAGCCAUCCCCUAUUCGUGAGCCAUCACCGAUCCGCGAACCUGAACCUGAAGAAGAGGAAGAACAGGAAGAAUUCGAUGAUGAUCAGCAAGAGGUGCAUGUUCCAGCUAAUCAAGAAAGUGCCGAUGCUCAUGGAACAUCUAAAACUCCUGAUGUUGUUCUUGAGACAAGCCGGCCUGAUAUUGUCCCACCACGGGGGUCCGCCGCUCCAGAUUUGGUUUCCGCGUCUUCACAACAAUCUGCUCAAGAUUUCCAAGAUGAUACGCAAUGGUCAGAUGAAGAUUUUGGAGAUGCUGAAAAUGGAGACCUGAAUAUGGACGAUCUAAAUUUAGACGAGGAAGAUUGACUGGUAGUCGAUCGAUCUGCCCAACAAGAUCAGAAAGACUGAGUAUCAGUGUUAUUUUUUUGUGUAUGUAAUUUAAGCCCCCCCCCCCCCCCCUCCCGUCCUAUCAAUGUCCCCAUUCCAUCCGUAAUUUCAUGCACAAUUUUUUGACGAAUGAUUCAGAGCAGAUCGAUCGAUAGAUAAUUAUUUUAUUUUUCAUGUUUCACCCCAAAAAGAGGUUUUUUUCUAACCCAUCUGGUGUCGGUCACUCUCUAACAUUCUUUGGGAAAUUGUUAAUUAGUAUUAUGGGAAUGUGAUAAUGUUUUUCUUAUCAAAUAAUUAUGUAAUUUAUAGUGUUUUUGGCGCACUCGUCUUUUUUUGUGAUUUUUAUUUCUACUGGUCACUCCUGUCGUAAGCUCCCUUUGCCAACUAUCCACCCAAUUCAUCCCUCCCCGUUUUCAUAUUUCUGCCUUCAAAAUCACAUAACUUAUUGAAUUUUUAUGUUUAUCGCCCUUUCUGAUUUAUAAGUAAACACUAAGUUAUUUCCAGCUUUUUUGUGCGGUGUUUUUUGUAUUCUAGGGGUUUUCUUCGAAGUUUUGUUCUAUGGCUUUUUCCACUUCUACUAUCAUCCUCCCCAAAACUUUCGUGUUAACGAAAAAAUGAUGUAAUGAGAGUUUUAUUGAUUGAAAUGAUUUUUUUUUCUUUUAACCGUGUUUGAAUAAACGGAACAGAAAGUG
Molecule: messenger RNA, 3722 nt
Organism: Caenorhabditis elegans
Lineage: Eukaryota; Metazoa; Nematoda; Chromadorea; Rhabditida; Rhabditidae
Gene: copb-2
Product: putative coatomer subunit beta'
Exons: 10
Coding region: 7-3009 (1000 amino acids)
Biological process (GO): vesicle-mediated transport; intracellular protein transport
Cellular component (GO): membrane coat; COPI-coated vesicle membrane; Golgi membrane
Molecular function (GO): structural molecule activity
Source: RefSeq, marked reviewed